Molecule: messenger RNA, 4368 nt
Organism: Aspergillus calidoustus
Lineage: Eukaryota; Fungi; Ascomycota; Eurotiomycetes; Eurotiales; Aspergillaceae
Source: the annotation of a GenBank genome assembly
AUGACGAUCAGAUACUUGUCAGAACGGCACACGUUUGCUCAUACGGUUCGGAUAGCCAGAAUUCUCGUCAUUCUUCUCAAGCGCUAUUUGUCACUAUUGACUGCAGAAUGUGAAAUGGCGCUCUCACUCCUGGCACAUCUGCUUGAGCCUGACGGGACUUCAUCCUGGAAGCGAGUGCUGUGCAUGGAGAUGUUUCGAGGACUAUACGCCGAACCGGGGCUUGUGAGACUCAUCUAUUCGCUGUACGAUGGGGAGGAAGGGAGAAAGAAUAUUCUCCGAGACCACAUGGCUUCCCUGGUUCGAUUGGCAGCUGAAAAGCCUUCUUUGAUCGGCGUCAGUAGUCGUUCAACUGUACCAUCUCGUGCCGAACACGCCAGGUCUAUCACCGAAGAGCAAAUAACUCUCGAGGCCGGAGGGGUAGCUGGUGUCAUUGGAACCUCAGUCCCAUCUAGCGACAACAUACCGGGAAUCAGCAAUCAGUGGAGCGUCGUUCGCUCACCCUACUUGGAGCUGCUUGACAAGACCGAACCACCACAGCCACCUGAAACAUACAUUUACAGUCUGGUACUGAACUGUGUAAGCGCCUUUGCUGACGGCCUCGCGAAGUUCAUACUUCCCCUCACCGUCCCGGACCUGAAACCGAAGCGGAAAAGCCGCAUUGCGGGUGACCGAGAUGCUGGGUCUGCGACAUCCUCUCAGGAUCUCCAAAGAGAAGACUCCCUUAAACGCUCAAAGUCAGUGAAGAAAUCCCCGGUACCUAUUAAUCCUCUGGAUUUAGAGUCCCACCCUCAAAUCUCCGCUAUCCGAACUUGCGCUGGGAUUGUUGAGGAUUGUUGGCCAGCUGUGCUUGCGACCUGCUCAACAUUCCUCUAUGCAUCUCUAGACGAUGAUUUCUACCACAACCUUGUUCGCUCAUUUCAGAAACUAGCUCACGUUGCUGGACUUCUGAGGCUGUCCACACCGCGGGACGCAUUCUUGACGACCCUGGGUAAAGCAUCCGUGCCAGCUGAAGCUGGUAGCGUCAAACCCGUUGUAUCUGCGCCAGCAGCACCUAGCACUCAGCAUAGCGAAGCAACGGGCAAGAGACAGAAGGGUGGUGACGCAGCCCAGGUCAUUCUGCAGACGCCGAUGGAAGGCUCUACAGCGCCAUUUAACGAACAAGUCCUGUCUCUUACCACAAGAAAUCUUCUUUGUUUACGUGCUUUGCUCAAUCUGGGCAUCGCACUUGGCCCGACCUUGGAUCAGCCUGCCUGGUCCAUAAUCCUUGGUACACUCCAGGAUACCGACCUCCUAGUUAGCAAGUCCUCCACAAAGGGGCAGAAUGCUCCGAGCAACACAGACGAACUUGUGGGAGGUGAUAUACCUCAGGGUAACCUGGGUACGGAGAUUCUCGCGGUGCAGUCUGCCUCAAAUAAGCUUUUUGAGAGCACCAGCGAGUAUCCUAGCGAGACCUUCCGAGACUUAUUAGUUGCCCUCUUGGAUCUUUCUGCAAUAACGGAGGAGACUAUGGCAUCUAAUAUCCCAGAUACAUCAGCAAAAGAUGGACAGUUGUUGCAGCCGAGCUCCGGUCGUAUGCGUCGGUCCUCCCGUCGGGUGUCACAUGCUCUGGGCAGAUCGAGAAUUGAAGAGGAAGAGCUGAGGUUCGUUCUAGAGAGGGCAUAUGCGCUAGCGAAAGCGAACAUUGAAAGACUGUCAUCCUUAGUGGGGAGUGACCAUAGCGCUUGGUACCUUCUCACGAGCCGGCUCAUGUCAACCGCGGCCAACGGACAGACCAGUCAAGAUCUUCGUCUCCGCGCCAACGGGAUCUUAAAUGGCUUGGUUUCCGAGACGAUGAAACAGAGAGCUGAUGAGAAUGACUCAGAACGGGACGCGCGGCAGUUGCGAAAUCUGGAAACACUGAAAUUCCAGGUUGAAACUCUCUACCAAAGCAGUGGCUGCCCGCUAGGAUCACCUUCGGCUCCCGUAGUCGAAGUUCAUGAGCAGAGCCUGGAGACAUUGAAGAACGUUCUAGAGCAAUAUGCUGAGACGUUUAAUCAAUGUUGGACAGCUGUCUUUGGCCUUAUUUCUACCGUUUUUGGUGAACCAAACUUGGGUGAGAAUGAGAGUACGACAGCAGCUACCGCCGGGCACAAGAGGACAUUUGUAACAGGCUCUGCUCGGCUGAUCCAGGUUGCAUACAAGAGUCUGCAACUCAUUGCGUCUGAUUUCUUGUCCCAGCUUCCCCCGCAAUGCCGCCUAGAUUUGGUGGAAUCUUUUUCCAAAUUUGCACUACAACAGCAGGUCUUCAAUAUCUCACUCACUACAGCAUCAUCUUUUUGGAAUGUGUCCGAUUUUCUCCAUGACCAGACGGGUCGUUUUACUAUCGAAACACAUAUUGACACAUCUGUGAGUGAGGAGAAGCUAGCCGCUCUAGCAAAAGCGGAGGACCCAUCUGUCGCUGGAAAUGCUCUAUGGUUGUUAUUACUGUUGCGGAUAGUCGACAUUACAACGGAUAGCAGAUCUGAGGUUAGGAGCUGCGCGAUUCACACACUUCUGAGGAUUUUCGACGCCUAUGGCCAACAGCUUUCGCCGAAAGCAUGGAAUCUUUGUCUAAAUCGUGUUCUGUUUCGCAUGCUUGAGCAGAUCGAAGCUAGUUUUGCUAAUGCGCAACACAAGAGCAGUAAAGAUUCUGACGAUGACAGGGCCUGGAUUGAGACGACAGUUUUGGUGAUUAAAGGAGUGUCUGACCUUUUGACCAACGUCUUCGAGACCAUCAUCGAUGAUGCCGAUUUUGAAUUGUCAUGGAAACGGUUGCUGGAUUACUUUCAGAGUCUUGCUAGCCUACGCCUUCUAGCGUUCAGCCAGGCAGUAUUCUCGAGUCUGUCGACCAUCCUUGCGCGGGUUCAGCUGCCGGGUGGUCUGAACAAGCAGUCACUACACUCGGUCUGGUCUGUAUGGGUCAAUGGCCACCCCGCCGACAAGAAAGAUUCGCUGGACUUGGACAAGCCUAACCAAGACGCUGCAAUCUCAUACCUACACACCUUCCAACAGUUGUACCGAUUGUACAAGGACGAUCUGACAAAGCAAGAUGUCGAAAAGGUCCUAGGCCACAUAAAGAUGCUCACCUGGCAUUCUAUAUGCCCCAGAUACUCGUCCGAUAUCGAUCGCCCGUCUGAGUUGCAAGCAUUGGUAAUUGACUGUCUUAAAAUGAUGUGCUUGGACAAAGACAGCUCCCAGGGAGAAAUCAUUAGGUGCCUAUCGGAAUUUGCAGAUUCAGCCCUCACAAAAUGGUCUCCAAGCAGUGACAUAAGAAAACCGACCUAUAUCGCUUUCUCCAAGGGAGCCAUUGACUUGGUUAGCUGGUACGUUGUCGAGUACGGCAUCAAGCAGGACAUCUUUGCAGACGGUUCUCUAUCGUCAGCCCUCGAACAUCUUGCGAAUCCAGUCAUCCAGCGGUAUGAAUGGCCGGGGAAGGACCGUGAGCCUAGCCUAUGGCAGAAGUCAAUUACCGCAUCCUUGGAUAUCUUGCGUGUAGCAAUUCCUUACGUGGAGCAACAAUACGAUACAUCAACCGAGUCUCAGAUAUCGUGUUUCUGGAACUGGGUCGUUGAGAUAGCGAAUGGUAUCAUCUCCGCCAGGGGCUACCGCACAGCUCCUAUCUCGAGACUUACUAUGCUUUCUGAUGAAGCUUUCGACAUCGAAGCCUUCAAUAAGCUGAAAUCGUUUAUCAUCCCGCCUCUCGGUGCACCAAUCAUCUCGGACACUAUUCGAAGGGAAUUUGCCUGCGCCCUUCUUCAUUCCUCCUUUAUCUACCUACCACAGCGCCACGAUCUGCCCACCAAAUAUCGCGAAGACGAAGCCCUCACUGGCUUAUAUAACGUUCGACCAGGACGGACUCUUGAACCGCCUCCAACCACACGGACCAAGAUGGCCUACACAGCUUUAAAUGCCUUGUUUGAACUAUCAUCUUCACCCGGCCAAGCAAACGAGGCCCUUGAGGCCUCGGCUGCUGAAGAGAGGUCCAGACAAAUCGUUGUAGCGCGCUCUGUGUCGCCGUAUCUGAUUCUUCGGUGUGCGGUAUCAUUGAAGGGCUAUAUUUCCGAUCAGCCUCUACGCGGACUCAUGCCGCAGCCGACUCCAGCUCGUAAAGCACUUCUAUAUCUCCUCGAGGGAAUGGUCAAACUCCGAAGCGAGCCCUCUGCUAUUCCACCCCCGCCUAUCACGAAGACGGUUCCUGGUGACACUAAUAGCCAGAAUCACAAGAAACACCUCGAAUGGAUCUACCCGCUGGUGGUGCAGGCAGUGCAAGUUGCAGGCAAACAGCGGGAGGGCGGUGAGGUAUUACGGGCUCUUGGAGAGGUGCUUCGCGAAGUCGGCAUCAACGUAUAG